UCCUGCGCUAACAACAUUUACCUCGGUUUAGACUGAGUAGCUUUACUCGCCCUUUAAAUAUCACUGACUGGGACUGAAACUUGGUGACAUUUAGCUAAACGCACUUCGGAAGACACCCACACUUGGCUGACUUUAGGUCCCGCUCAGUUUGUGUCCCUCUAAAGUCGUGGUUGCUGGUUUGCCAAAUGAUCCUAGCUUGUUAGCUCGUCAAGCUAAACCUGUCGCUAGCUGUGCGUGUAGCUGCUGCCUAACGUUGGCUCUCGAACGUUAGCUCUGCGCACUAACGGCUCUUAUGUGAGUGACAGCUCGGCCUCCCGUUAUUCUGGGCAACUGAAGCGGAAUAUACACAUAGAGGGAAUGGUGCAACCCCAGCCUGAUGGCCCACUGCAGUGGGACAUGUCUGGAGAGGAGAGUGGAGGGGCCCUCAGGGUCCCACCAGAGCUGGCUUCUAAUGAAGUGGUGACCAGGUUGCUGGGUGAUAACCAGCAGCUUCGAGAGGCGCUGCGGCGGAGCAACCUAGCCCUGCGUCAGCGCUGCGAGGAGAUGGAGGGAUGGCAGCGAAGGACGAGAGAGGAAAGAGAAUUUCUCAGCUCUCGUUUCCAGGAGGCCCGGGCCCUGGUGGAGAGGCUGGCCCAGGAAAACCACUCCUUAAAGGGUCUAAUGAGUGGACCAUCCUCCACCUCCUCUAACCACAGCUGCAGCUCCAGCCAGCCUGAAGACCUGCAAGGACGACCAGCGAGGAACGGUCCACACGAUGGACCACGGACUCUAGAUCAGAGGGAGAGGAAGAGAGUUGAAGAGAUGGAUCAACACACUCAGACCACACCACCUCGCAGCCUGCCAGCGGAAGGUGGAAACGACUUCCUGCAGAUCGUGAAGAGCCAUAAAGAAAAACUGGAGGAGGGCAUGAGAGAGCUGCGGAGGAAGAACGAAGAGCUGGAGAGGGAAAGAGACGAGGUGGAGAAGGAUCGGGAGCGGAUGCGGCGCUGCAUCGACCAGCUACGAGCCAAACUGGCCCAGACACAGGUGAACAGUGCUGCUGAGGAGGUUGGUCAGCAUCGAUCUGAGGCGCAGCACUCCUCUGACUGCUCUAGCCUGGCUAAACUCACAGAGCAGCUUCAGGCCACACAGGGCAGGUAUCGUGAGCUGGAGGAGAAGCUCGACUUCCUGCAGAAGAGUUCAGCUCAGCGUGACAGAACUGAAGUUCUGCUCAAACAGAAGGACAAGGACUGUGCUCAGAUGGCCAAAGACUGUGAGUCUCUCAAAGCUCAGGCAACUUCCCUACUAGGAGAACUCAACGAGAGACAGAGCUGCCUCGAGAAAAGCGAGCACGAACGCAAGCUUUUGGAGGAAAAACUGUGCAGUAAGCUGAAGGCCCUGCAGGUGGCAGAGCGGGAGCUGGAGCAGCAGAAGAAGCAGCAUCACUUGGCCAUGGACAAGCUUCUGCUGCAGACCCAGAGUCUGGAGCAGGCACUGAAGACGGAGAGACACCUGGUCACAGAAGAGAAGAAAAAACUGACUCAGCUGCAGCACGCCUACACGUGCCUCUUCAGAGACUACGAUUCUAAACUGAAGAGUGAGGGAGGAGAUCUGUCCAUCCGACUAGAUGAGGCGGAGCGAGCGCUCGCCCUGAAGCAGGAUCUGAUCGAUAAACUGAAGGAAGAGGUGGAGCAACAGAAAGGUUCACUGGAGACUGUUCCUGUCCUCACUGCUCAGGCUGAAAUCUACAAGGCAGAUUUCUUAGCAGAACGAGAAGCAAGAGAGAAGCUGAACCAGAAGAAGGAGGAGCUGCAGGACCAGCUGACGCAGGCCGUGGCUGAGAUCGACCGGCUCAAACAGGAAGCAGCGUCACGUGCACGCAUGGAGCAAAUGAAGAAGAGGCACAUGGAAGAUUUUCCACCACGGGCUCCUCACAUUCCUCCUCCACAAGGUGUAUUCCCGGGUCCAGCUUUUAACACGGCACCUCCCGCGCCCUCAGCCGGAGCCGAGGAGCUGCCGGAUUUAUGUUGUCCCAAGUGCCAUUACCAGGCUCCAGACAUGGACACCCUGCAGAUACACGUCAUGGACUGUAUACAGUAACGCAGUGACGUCGACACAUGCGAGAUACUGCAGUAUAUUUACAUAUUUGACAUACAGCAUGUCCAGUUCUGGACACAGACUGGGGGAAACAUGUUUGGUAGUUGCACCUUACUUUCCACACGUGUAUACAGUAAUACACCAAAUUAAAUGUUGAAUAUUAUUGGAAUCAAGACAAGUGGCAAUCAGACGACAGUGUGAAACGAGAAGAGAAUCGGUCGUAGAAACUGCUCCACUGACUCAGUUUCUGCUGUAGCUUUUCAUUCCUCUACCUGUACUUUUAUUUGUCCCCUGCUUCACUUCUGUCACUUCUCCUUUUCCUUCCCACGCCUCUCGCCUCACGGUGCGUUCCAUUUUACGUCAGAGUCGGGACUGGACGUGAAGUGAAAGUCGGGGGGAAUCAUGAUAUUCAGGCCGCCUGAACUUUCUGAGUUUCCGACUAGAACUGGAACGCACCGUUGGAAGGCACACUUGACACACUUCUCUAUCAGUGUUUCACUCCUGUGGUGCUGUGGAAUCUGAGGUGACUGACUACAUCCCAGGGAACUCAUUGUUCCCAUGUAGACUAUGACUGCUUCAUCCAUGUUUGUAUACAUUAGUAAUCAUUGAGCCUCGAAAAGUGAUGAUAUUACCCACACCAAAAAAAAGGUCUCAAUUCACAGGGGAACUUUAUCCCAGGGAGAGAAGAAGAAGAAGAAGAAACACAUGAUAAUGUGAAUAACUUGAGAUGAGAUAAUACAGAAUAUUUAAAUAUGUUUUGGUAAUAAAUGUUGCUCGUCUACAUUACCUCAAAACAUGUAUUAUUAUGUAUUAGAGAUGGAUUUACUCUUAUUAAAAAAAGUAGCCAUUCUCUGUGUUCUGUGCCUGUGUACGCCUUCGACCCUUUUAGACAGCUCCACUGCUUCCCUGUCUCUCUCUUUCUGUCUUAUCUUUACCUGUGGCGCUAUUUAUAUUUCUGAAUGUACGCACAUAACGGUAGCUGUUCCUUCACAGUUUGUGUGAAAUAGUGUCUGUAAUCGCAUCUAUAAUUGCAUCAUUCAGUGCAAGGAAUAUUGUUUUGAAACUGUUGAAGAUUUACCAAAUAAAUCAGUCAUCCAUCA
Solea solea (common sole) is the source of this 3176-nucleotide messenger RNA. It is a transcript of the gene ikbkg, whose product is annotated as inhibitor of nuclear factor kappa B kinase regulatory subunit gamma. Gene Ontology annotation, cellular component: IkappaB kinase complex; nucleus; cytoplasm. The record is from RefSeq and is a predicted model, not a curated record. The coding region runs from base 358 to 2079 and encodes 573 amino acids. Gene Ontology annotation, biological process: positive regulation of canonical NF-kappaB signal transduction. Lineage: Eukaryota; Metazoa; Chordata; Actinopteri; Pleuronectiformes; Soleidae. The transcript is spliced from 15 exons. Gene Ontology annotation, molecular function: K63-linked polyubiquitin modification-dependent protein binding.